AUGGAUACUGUUGCAAUGGAACAUUCCCAAGAUAUAGGUGUGAAAGUGAAAGGUUUCUUGAAAUGGACCCAAAAAAUUUACUGUAAAGGUAAGCACAAAUUGAUGGUAUAAAAGAGGCUUGGCUUUUGUGUUGCUUAUUUAACGUGUGACAGUAUAUCAAACAACAUUUGGCCUCACUCCUAGACGUAGGCAGAGUCAACUGUGAAGAUUUUGGGAAGACAUGGGCUCACGAUUGCAAGAGGUAAGUGAUUUUCCUUUUUUUCCCUUAGUCUUUUUUAUUGUCGCAGAUAUUAAGUGAUUUUUUUUUUGUUUUUUUUUUUUGCAUAUAGUAAGUGAUUUGUGUCCCAAGUUAUUCAGUCAUUCAUAACUGAUUUAUGUCCCAAAGAUGUACCAGCGCUGUUAGAUCUGUUGCACUAGAUCCUAUCAUAUAUAAGCUCGACUGUUUAAAACCUUUCGAUUAAGAGUCAUUAAAAUUGUACUAAGGCAAAAAGUGAACGAUUCUGGGGGGAGAGGGUCGUGCGCGUCUUUUAGGGGAAGUUUGGCAUUCCAAACCUUUCCAAACCUUGACUUGUAUAGCAUUGGUAGCAAAGCCUUUCAGUUCCCUUUUACAGUGUUCAAGACGAAAUAUAGCGCCUCGUGGGAUCAGAUUCGAGCAUAUUCAGUCAGAAUAGUUAGAAUGAGGUCUUGAAAAUUUGUCAGUAUAUUGUGCAUGCAGAGCACUGCAGCCAAUGUACAUGCCUUACCUACGAUUUCAAGUGGACCAAGAUACCGUAAUCAGAUAAUUUUAACGCUAGAUGUGGAAUUUCUUAAGGGAAAGUCCCCCGUCCUCCUCCCCACUCAAAGGGAAAACAAAUCAGGAAAAAAGGGAAAAUGUAUAAAUUACUGAGCUUUGGCGAUUACUUUCAAGCAAUAUUCAGCGCCAUAAUUUGGACAGAUAAAACAGUGAGAUGUUUAAGAUUGAAUUCUUCAUGAACUGAGGAGAACAAGCAAAAACGAAAAUCAGUUAAUCGAGCUUCCGGCCUGCACCUUAAAAAUGAGCAGCCGAAAAAACUAAAAGCUGUUCUCAGCUAAGCACGGUGUUUCUUCUUCGUGAACCAAUUUAAGUAACUGCAUGACUCUAAAAAGUUAAUCUAAGAACCUAUCAGUGAGUGUGAAUUUGGAAACAAAAAGCUCAUCAUUUGUUGAACAUUUUUAUUUUACAACAGCUUUUUGUGGCACUUUUCCUAAUUGGCAUAAUUCCAUCCUCUCUUCAAGUUCCUUCAUGUGCGAAAGUUCCUCUUACUUCUCAAAAGAUCCUGAAACGUCUACGCCGAAAUUUCAUGUUUGUCGAGAAACCUUCAGCUUCACCGCAGCCGUCCGUUGGGAUUCCAAGGCGGAGUACUCGUGAAGUCACUUUGCAGCUGCUAGGAUACUCAAAGUGCCCCUGGAGCUGGGCACAAGAUGACAACCCAAAUCGUUUUCCUCGAUUCCUGACCAAGGCCGUGUGUCCUAAUUGUAAGCACUUCUGCCAUGCAGUGAGGUACUCUCAUAGGGGCCUGGUACAGAAAUGUGAUGUCAGAACAGGGGAAGUGGUUUGGAAGUGGGCUGUAGUUGAACUUCCGGUAGCAUUCUUGUUUGAUCCAUGA
Molecule: messenger RNA, 1625 nt
Organism: Pocillopora meandrina
Lineage: Eukaryota; Metazoa; Cnidaria; Anthozoa; Scleractinia; Pocilloporidae
Source: the annotation of a GenBank genome assembly